AUGGAGAAGAUCACGAAGGUCUACUUUGACCCUUUGGUCACCACCAAAGCCCAGAUCGUCGCCCUUCUAGAGGAUCUUCCUGUUGGAUCAGCACAUCCAUUCAGCCCAGAAAAACUACUACUGUGCCGAACAGCCGGUGGAGUUGAGGAGAUCGAUAUUUCUUCGUAUGCGGAAGACCAUUUCUUCAAGGCCGUCGACUUAGGAGAAAUCGGCCAAACCCUGCAGUCACGCAUGACUAAGUUUUCUAAUCUGCUGCGUAUUUUCAAUGAUGAAUACACUGUUAUGCAAGCUCCAGCGUCAACUUUCGAAGUCCCCAUUGAUUCAGACAAGAUCGCCAUCCUCGCCGUUUCUGAGCGGUAUCCCACCUACUACGACUUAUGUGUGGCAGACUCUGCGUGCAAGACAACCUGCUAUGGCGCAACGCAUACCUUCCCUGGAAUCAAUCAUAGCGGAGAUAAGAACGAAGGAACAGACCUUCUCCAUCACAUGAAAAUUAGCGAGCAAUUACAGUCCGGCAAAGCAUUUGCUGUUUUCGUUUCUGGCUUCCAGUGCACCAAAUUGACCAGAUUUCAGGAGCGAAAUCCAGUGGUCAUGAUUGCGAACCAUGCAGAUAAGGCACUUUACAUUGUCCCAGUCCCACUAGAUGCAGCAUCAAUUGGAGAGGCAACCAUCUGUUCCCCGGUCGUAUUCAAGCGAGAAGGCACCUCGCUCAUCUGCUCUAUACUGCCAACUCCCACGACCGAUCAUAAUAAGAUGUGUUCGAGCUCUUCAUUGGAAAGUCCUUCAUUCAAGGAAGCUAUCCAGCGUGCUGAAUGGUCAAUCCCUGACCCCGUUCAUGCUCGUUCUCAGCUCCCAGCUUCGGAAUCAACAAUUUCAAUGGAUCUGGGCAUGCCACAAACGCCUCUCGCCUCCCAAAAGCCGAAUGUAGUUUUUUCGACGCUGACAACGGUACUUCCUUCAACGAUCGAUAAAGACAGCACUCAGUUUAUACACUUCGGUACAGGGUUGGAAUUCGUACAUGAUGGAAACGCUGCUUCGGAAAGCACUGCAUCGACAGUCGUUCUACCAUGUCUUUUUGGAGCUCGUCUUGAAGGACCCUUACUACUGGCCACAGGAAAAGUACCACAGAGUGUGCCAUUCUCCAGUGAGGAAGCUCUUCGUACCUACUACGAGAGCUUCGAGAGUGUAGUCGUCCUCGUUGAUGAGCGGAUGACGGACAAUGCCCGAAAUCUUGCUACCCCAUGGCGAAUGAAUGCUGUCUUUGUCGUCCAGAUGACUCCAGCCACCCCAGUAGCAGGAACCGAGGUCACAAAGCUGCUAGAUAUGGUCAACAUCAAUGCAGUUACCGCACUGGCAGGUCCACAGUCCUUGGUUCUGGUACAGAUUUCUGAGAAGUUCUACUUCUAUCGUGGCAUGGCCAACCAUAUCCAUCUUAACUCUGCCGAGUUGGAUUUUGGCGCGGAUGUCACAAGUUCAGUUGGGGAAACUGGACUAAAAUCCUUGCUAGAUGGUAGAGUCAAGAGACUGGUCAAUCUUAGUGAGCCCAACACAGUCCUGCUACCAUUCUCAGGAUCGAUGGUCGAGCCAAAGGAUCUGAGAGGCUUGUUCGACAGUCUCCCCCUUGAACAACUACAGACUUUACAGCAUGACGUAUCUGCAAUUGUCCCUCAGUUACAAGUCCUUCUUAGCCAGAAGGAUCUCAUGGAACUCUCGCGAGUGUUGAUAUCCUCUCUUUCCAGGAAGGUCAGUGACGGAACUGCUCCAUUGAGAACGGCAUACAUCAAAUUCUUGACCAAGGAAUAUGACUUGGCGGAUCCAGAGUCUGUCAAGCAGAAGAACGCUAUGCUAGGCGACCUCAGAAGAGAUAACAAGACCUUCCAAAAAAGCCUGGAGUCGAUCAUCACGCUCUUGAGCAAUAUGACGUCUUCCCAGACAUCUUCCAAGAGGACACAUGACCUACAAAGAUUACAGCGCCAGGCAGCCAUUCAGAACAAUGUCGAGGCUGUAAAGUCCAUGACAUUCGAGACUUUGGCAGAUUUGUUGGAGACAAAAGCUGCUGAUAUGGGAGUGAUGCUUUUGAAUAUCGAGACUUCGCGUUACCAGGAGCUAUUAGGAACUCUGAAGAGCAAUUCUCUGGAUGUUGAUACAUGUUGUGAUCUGGACUCGCGAGUUCUAUUUCUGGAAGGAUUCGAUGCAGGAAUUAUCAUGGAGCAAUCUCAGGCAAACCAUAAUGGGCCACUUACGCACCAGCUUGGACCGACACAUCCGAUUCUCGCUCUACCAUAUCUCUCUCAAGAACGCGGUACCGGCUCUAUGGUAGCAUGGGUAUGCUGGGACGAAUUUGUUAAUCUUAAAUCACCAUUCAAGGUUCGGUGGAUGGACAAAUGUAACGAAAGCCAUAUCGCCGCAUUGCGUAUCAUUAUGAGAGAUACUCUCAGUCAAGCCGUCUCGUCCAGAGAGCACAACAUGCAGCCUGGAAAUCCAGAGACCGGUCAACUCAUGAGUGCCCUGUUGAUGGCAGCAAUGAGCAAGCUUGCUGCCAUGAAGACCACUGCGCCAAUACGCACUAUCGACGCUGAGGAUACCAUCACAAAGCUGAUGCGUGGUCUGUUCGGUAACCUCCUUACCACCGCAGGCUCUGGGGUCCGUCCUUUGAGCAUGGUUUGGCAACUCUUUGGACAGGAGCCCAAAUUUGACAUCCCGUCAACGGGCGUCGCAUGGAGUUGGUACGAAUCCGUUGUCAGACUGUACCCCUUCAGCGGAUGGCCUCAACAACAAUUCAACCUGAACCUGGAGAGACUUCUUGAUAAAGUAAUCAUUGCUAUAGUCACGAAGAAUGAGUUGACAGAGAAUAUCAAGAGGUCUCGUGCCGACUGGAUGAUCAAGUAUUGCAAGCUUCGAAACAUCCAGCUUGUUCACUCGAGAACAUUCGUUACCAUCUUCAUCAAGAUGAUACAGAACGAUGCAAAUCUAGAAGCAAUCGCUAGCCGUCUUCUCGACGUCCUCCCUCCGAAGCUCGAGAAGCAAAGUCAGUCAUAUCAGAAGAUGAUGCGCUAUCUUCGACACAUUAUCUCCACAGGUACACGCCGCGAAGAAGACGAUAUCUUAGUGACAAGCGUCUAUCUCAAGCGCUCUGCUGUUUUCAAGGAGCUCAAGCAAGCCGUAGCGAAAGCCUGCCUCGAUAACGACAAUGCAGCUAUCAAAGAAUCGUGCUUGAAAGUGGUGGCCAAGUUCAAGGACAUUGCAGAUAGCUGGGACGUACCACAAGAAAAGGUUAUCAUGCAGAAUGUGAAGGCAUACCAGGGUUUGCUCGAUACCCACUGCGAUGAGAUGGACGGGAUGGAUGAAGCAAGCAAGACCAUUCGAAAAGGCUUUAUGCAGCAAGUCAUCAGCGAUGCAGAGAAGCAAAGAGUCCCCUGGCAGGUGGGCAAGAGAGGAGAAUUCGGCGACGAGAUUGAGCCUCUUGAUGAAGGAUUCGUGACCGAAAUUCUGACGGGUGAGAAGAGACCUGCGCUUGAGCUUGACCCUGACUCGGCAAGUGUUUCUGCAACCCAGGAAGUAGUAGCUCAACCCUUGGGAAUGAAGCAAUUCUCCGAAGUUGUAAGCGUGGACUUCAUUACGAAGAUGGACAAUCUAGUUACUCCAGAAGAUGUUUGUAAGAUGCUGAAUAUUCCUGUAUCUACAUUGCGGGUAUUCGCCUCCACGCUGAACCCAGAGUUUAAUUGGGAGCAAGACCUCAGCAGAAAUUUCAACGCAGCAGUCAUUGGUCUGCUGUCGGAUCGAAAGGAGAGACAAAAGCAACAACCAAUCCGGACACUCUUCGGUAUGGACACGAACACGCUGGAGGUUGCAUUGGGCGACGAGAAUCAGAUCGAGGCAGCAAAAUGA
Molecule: messenger RNA, 3888 nt
Organism: Cadophora gregata
Lineage: Eukaryota; Fungi; Ascomycota; Leotiomycetes; Helotiales; Ploettnerulaceae
Exons: 6
Coding region: 1-3888 (1295 amino acids)
Source: RefSeq, a predicted model, not a curated record